AGCACUCGGCUUUCUCUUGGUGGAAGCUCGCGGAGGAGCAGCAGCAGCGUCACCGACUUUCACCGUCUCCAAAAUGGAGGAAUCGAGUAGUUGACGUUUUCUUUUUAAACUUCAAAAAAAUAACCGCCACCUCUUUUUGUUUUCGCCUCGCUCGCGAUCAGCGUUAAAAAAAAAACCGCCGUUUUUUUUUAAAGAAACAUCUGUGCGCGUGAGAGAAACAUGAAGUUCAUCAUCGGAAUCGGAGGGGUGACUAACGGGGGUAAAACGACCCUGACUGACCGUCUGCAGCGGAAGCUGCCCAACUGCUGUAUGGUGCAUCAGGACGACUUCUUCAAGCCCCAGGAUGAGAUCGAAGUCGGGGAGGAUGGCUUUAAGCAGUAUGAUGUGAUCACAGCUUUGGACAUGGACGCCAUGAUGAGCACCAUCUACGCCUGGCAGGAGAACCCGGUGAAGUUUGAACGCUCUCACGGUGUGGAGAGCACGCUGGAUCGCGAGAUCCUCCCUCGCUCCGGAGAGGACGAGGACGAGAGCGUGCACAUCCUCAUCGUGGAAGGGUUUCUGCUCUACACCUACGGUCCUCUGAUUGACGUGUUUGAUCAGCGGUUGUUUAUUUCCAUCCCGUAUGAAGAAUGCAAAAAGAGGAGGUGCUCAAGGAACUACGCCGUGCCGGACCCCCCGGGUCUGUUCGAUGGUCAUGUUUGGCCGAUGUACGUCAAACACAAGAAGCUGAUGGAGGACAUGGGAGUGGAUGUCGAACAACUUGACGGAACCCUGUCGAAGGAGCAGCUGUUUAACACCGUGUAUGGAGACAUCAUCAACAACAUCCAGAAGCUAAUGAGGUCUGUUGAUCAGCACUAAGCCGCAUAAGGAGGAAUACGAAGUCAUCUCUGCCGCAGAAGAGUGUGUGUGUGUGCGUGAGUGUGUGUGCGUGAGUGUGUGUGCGUGAGUGUGUGUGCGUGAGUGUGUGUGCGUGAGCGAGUGUGUGUGUGUGCGAGUGUGUGUGUAUGGUCUCAGACUGGCUCUGCGUUGACUGUUAUCUGCUUUAGCUCUUUUAUACCUGUAUAUCCUCCAUAUUUAUUUGCAGUAAUAACAAAGCGAGCUCCUGUUAGAUGCUCUGGAGAGUUUAAUACACACUCCGUAUUAAAGACGCCACUCCUACA
This is a messenger RNA of Pangasianodon hypophthalmus (striped catfish), 1160 nucleotides long. RefSeq names its product muscle-specific beta 1 integrin binding protein 2 (gene mibp2). The record is from RefSeq and is a predicted model, not a curated record. Bases 220 to 858 code for a protein of 212 amino acids. Gene Ontology annotation, cellular component: cytoplasm. NCBI's taxonomy places the organism in Eukaryota, Metazoa, Chordata, Actinopteri, Siluriformes, Pangasiidae. The transcript has 8 exons.